Messenger RNA from Emericellopsis atlantica, 1910 nucleotides. Its product is annotated as GDP-mannose transporter. The transcript has 4 exons. The coding region runs from base 235 to 1422 and encodes 395 amino acids. Gene Ontology annotation, molecular function: antiporter activity; GDP-mannose transmembrane transporter activity. Gene Ontology annotation, cellular component: Golgi apparatus. Lineage: Eukaryota; Fungi; Ascomycota; Sordariomycetes; Hypocreales; Bionectriaceae. The record is from RefSeq and is a predicted model, not a curated record.
UCAGUUGCACGCGACACCAAACCUGCCCAUUCCCAUGCGCUCGCCGCGCUUCACUCGUUAAUUCACCAAAGCGACUGGAUUUCGAACAUCUGCAACAAUCUUUUCUAGAAACGCAGAGUAACCCGAGAAACGCGGAUCCUGCGACUUCACUCAAUUCGAAACCUACAACUGACCGAUUGACCAUCGUCGACGGGAAUACAGUCCGACAACUCCGCAAGGGGCUCACAAAUCACGAUGACGGACAAAAAGAACGAAGACUAUGUCGUGCGCAUGUCUGACAAUGCUUACAAGACGGGAGACCGUUCUCCAUUCGGGUCCAUGUCGCCCUCCGGCAAGCCCUACGGUAACGGAUCCGGCGGCUCUACGCUGUCUUCCUCCGUUAGCAAGCUUGACAAUAGUCCAAUGAUCUCUAUUCUAGCUUACUGCGCCUCGUCGAUUAGCAUGACUGUUGUCAACAAAUAUGUGGUUUCGGGGCAGCAUUGGAACGUCAACUUUCUGUACUUGGCCAUCCAGGCCAUGGUUGGCACAGGGGCUAUCACUGCCUGCAAGCAAUUCGGUCUGAUCAAAGCUCUUGCGCCCUUUGAGUCGGAGCGGGCCAAGAAGUGGUUCCCCAUCUCGGUCCUCCUGGUUAGCAUGAUCUACACGGGCGCCAAGGCUUUGCAAUACCUCUCCGUCCCAGUCUAUACUAUUUUCAAGAAUUUGACCAUCAUCGUCAUCGCUUACGGCGAGGUAUUGUGGUUCGGUGGCAGCGUUACCCCGUUGUCGCUUGUCUCCUUUGGACUCAUGGUCGUCAGCUCCGUCGUUGCUGCGUGGGCCGAUAUUCAGAGCGCCAUUGCUGGCGACUUUGGCACCGCCUCUUCUUCGGACGCCGUGUCAACGCUGAACGCUGGCUACGCAUGGAUGGGCAUGAACGUCUUCUGCAGCGCAUCGUACCUUUUGAGUAUGCGCAAGGUCAUCAAAAAGAUGAACUUCAAAGACUGGGAUUCUAUGUACUACAACAAUUUGUUGACGAUUCCCGUCCUCUUGGUACUGGGUCUGCUGACUGAAGACUGGUCCUCCGCGAACUUGGCACGUAACUUUCCCCCAGAGCUUCGUGUACGCAUGGGCGUAGGCAUUGUCUACUCAGGAUUGGCUGCGAUCUUCAUUUCGUAUUGCUCCGCCUGGUGCAUCCGCGUAACAUCUUCAACCACAUAUUCAAUGGUCGGCGCGCUCAACAAGUUGCCCAUUGCAAUCAGUGGACUUAUUUUCUUUUCUGCGCCUGUUACGUUCGGCAGCGUGUCGGCCAUUGCGAUCGGCUUCGUCAGCGGCAUCAUCUAUGCUCUGGCUCGCGUCAAACAGUCGUCCGCUGCGAAAGACUCGCUGCCGAUGACGAGGAUACCAAUGAGCGCCAGCUCCCAGAGCAACAAAGAUGCGAUAUCGUAAGAUACUAGGAACUGGAUGCUGAAAUCAUUGUCUGGCAGAGCGUCGUCGUCGGAGUUCAAGCCAUGGGCGAUGUCACAUAGUCAUAUGAUGGCCUGUCAUCAUCGUGUGAUGGCUGCCAUCCUCAGGCCAGAUGGAGACGCAGAGGCCAUGGGUCCGCCCACCCUUCAUACGCCACAUGCGAUGCGCGGUCCAACUAAUGCGUCUCAAAGUUUUCAUCGCGUUCGCGUCAGGAUUCGGAGCUAUUUCAUCUAUCCGACCAAGACGCAGAUACUUAGAAGGACUGACCACGGGUCACGACGCGCGGGCCUAGGUGGGGAACAAACCGUAAUACUAGGUACUCAAGUAUGAACUGGUAUACCAAGGCAAUGCACGUUUAUUAGGGUCUGUCAAAAAAAAUAACUGGUGACGAAUCCGACGAUUGAACAAGGAAGCACAUGAUGGUGGCCGUAAUCUAGCCUACAAGUAACGUGCACCAAUCGUGUGCGCUC